This is a messenger RNA of Corticium candelabrum, 3959 nucleotides long. RefSeq names its product hemicentin-1-like. Gene Ontology annotation, molecular function: calcium ion binding. Bases 34 to 3753 code for a protein of 1239 amino acids. The transcript has 13 exons. Gene Ontology annotation, cellular component: plasma membrane. NCBI's taxonomy places the organism in Eukaryota, Metazoa, Porifera, Homoscleromorpha, Homosclerophorida, Plakinidae. Gene Ontology annotation, biological process: homophilic cell-cell adhesion. The record is from RefSeq and is a predicted model, not a curated record.
UAUUGUUUGUCGUUGCCGUGUGGUAAUGGAGGGAUGUGUCACAGUCAUCUGAAUGGAUUCACAUGCAUCUGUCAGCUUGGCUUUACUGGACAGUUGUGUACUAGAGAGAUUGACUAUUGUGUUUCGAGUCCUUGUUUUGGAAAUGUUACGUGCACUAACUUGAGGGGACAGUUUGAGUGUGGAGAUUGUCCGAAGGGUUUCUAUGGUGAUGGACUGACCUGCAGUGAGGCCGAUAAGCCACUUAUCAGUGCAAUCAACUCAACAGGAAACUAUGUCAUUGGAAAUGACAUUGUAGCAGAGCUUAGUUCUACAAUUCUAAUUGAUUGUAUUGCAACUGGUGAACCCGAGCCGACAAUACAGUGGACUAAAAGUGGCAGCCAAAUGAGUAACGGCGGUAGAAUCAACAUAUUUCGGAAUGGCACCUUGAAAAUUACACGCACAUCGUCUCGUGAUAGUGGGAAAUAUGCUUGCACAGCAACCAAUACGGGAGGCUCAGCUGACCGAACUUCAGCUGUUACAAUUGGUGUUAAACCAAUUAUUAUUCUACGUCGAGCACUUAAGCGCAAUCCAGCUUCGCCUGCUGUGUAUGAAUACAUUGGCCACCCUGUCUCUGUUUUAACUGGCAAGGCACUAAGAAUUAUCUGCAUUGCAACCGGAAGCCCUCGUCCUUCUAUCUCGUGGAAUAAGAAUGGGCAGGCUGUGGUGCCUGACAGAAGGAGAAUUCAGAUUUUACGAUCAGAUGGAUCAUUGGUAAUACGACUGAUUAGAGAGACGGAUGCGGGAGAAUACACUUGUUUAGCAUCCAAUCUUAUUGGAAGUCAUAGCAUCUCUUCAGUGGUGGAUGUUGUAGUGCCACCUGCAAUCACCAACAAACUUUCAGAGGAGCACACAACAGCCAUUUCAGCUGAUAAGACUUUAGUCAUUGGUUCUGCCGCAAGCCUUUCUCUUGGGCAAUCAUUUGCUCUGUAUUGUCCUGUCACUGGUAACCCUGCACCACAACUACAAUGGUAUAGAGGGGUGGAUGUGUCAAACAUGGUCGAGAUGGAGUGGAAUAGUACGGAGGUGAUGAUACUGAAUGCAAGUUUCCAGGAUGCAGGGAUCUAUCGUUGCUUGGCAACAAAUAGAUUUGGAAAAGUUUCAAAGGAUUCGCUUAUCACUAUAACAGAGCCUAUACGAAUUUCCCUUUCUCUGUAUCGUGUUGUUGUAUUCUCUGGUGAGUCAGCAGAAAUCACAUGUUCUGCUCGUGGACACCCUCCACCAACUCUGCGAUGGACCAGUGAACCAACUGAAACUGUGCUCACUCCAUCAAACACGCUGAACAUCACGUCUACACCAGAAGGCCUCAUAUUACGUUUAGAAGACCUUCGUCCUUCAGACAGCCAGAGUCUCAGCUGUGUAACUAGUGAUAACGAUGGAAAGACAAUCAAGCAAACUGUGAGAAUUACAGUCAAUGAUGCGUUUGGUCCCACCAUCAAUGCAGAAACUUCAACAGGCAAUUUUGUUGUUGGAAAUGAUCUCAUAGCUGUGCCUGGCUUUACAGUCCUAAUUGAUUGUGUUGCAAAAGGCCAACCAAACCCAACAACACAGUGGACAAAAAAUGGCAACCCGCUGAGUAGCAGCAGUAGAAUCACUGUGUUUCAAAAUGGAACGUUGAAGAUCAUGUCCACGUCUCUAGCUGACAGUGGCAAAUAUGUUUGUGUAGCUACCAAUGUAGGAGGCUCAACUGAACAAAGUUCAGCUCUUACUAUCGGGGUCAAACCAAAGAUAACAUUACGUCUACCACUUAAUCGAGAUCCAACUUUGGCUGUUGUGUAUGAGUACGUUGGCCACUCAGUUGAUAUCCUCCUCAGCAAAACAAUGAGGGUCAUCUGUGUUGCGACGGGAAAUCCUCAGGCAUCUAUUGUGUGGAAUAAGGAUGGAAGGAGUGUACUGACUGACAGGAGAAGGAUUCAGAUUUUGAGAGACGGUUCAUUGGUUAUUCGAUCUGUUACGAAGAUGGACACUGGUGUAUAUACGUGUAUUGCUGCAAACAUUAUCGGGAGUGACGAGAUGUCGUCUGCAGUCAAUGUGUUAGUUCCACCAACAAUUGACAGCAAGCUUCCUGAUGAAAUUGAAGGCUUUACACCUGAUCAGAUACUUCCAGUUGGUCGUAACAAGAAACUUCGUGUUGGGCUGUCAGUUGUUAUUGUUUGUGUCGGCUCUGGCAACCCUAAACCAGAACAAAUAUGGUAUAAAGGGCUACAAGCAGAAAACAUGACACGUAUGGAUUUCAAUGGUACACAGUUAGUGUUGGCAAAUGUCGACUUGAGCAGAGCUGGGAUGUACAAAUGUGUAGUUACUAAUAGAGUUGGUGAGGCAGAGAGGACGUCUGUGAUCACUGUAACAGAGCCUAUGAGACUCACUAUCAUUCCUCAACGGCAACUAGUAAUCUUCUCCGGUCAAACAGCACAGUUUACAUGUUCUGCUGUUGGUUACCCAAUUCCAACUGUUCAGUGGACUACAGAGCCAGCUGAGACGCCUGUCAUGACGUCAAGCAAACUGAGACUCAAGAAUACAAAGAAAGGAUUGCUACUAACACUGAAAAAUACUCUUACAACAGACAGCGGGCAGUUUAGCUGCGUAGCUCGUGAUGAUGAUGGAAGAACGAUCAAGAAAACAGUGGCUCUUGCAGUAUAUGACAGGAAUUGUUCAGCAGAUGCCUAUUUCUGGAACAGAACUUAUGAAACAGGAAUGCAAUAUGCAGUCACCAUUUUUCUCAUCAAGUCGUCAAAGGUGAUCACCGAGACGAUGAAAGCAUGGCUGCCAAGCACUGCCGAACGCAUUGAGGAAGAAUACGUGAAACGAGGCAUCGGAAUCAACAAACCCAAUCAAUACGCAGUCAUCAGUUUCGGUUUCACUGCUAAAGUACCAAUGCAGAUUGUAAAGGUAGAAAAUCGGAAAUUGUAUGAAAUUAGCAGCGUGACCCAAGCGAUUGAGUCUUUGGAAGAGAGACAGACAGAUAAGCCUGAUGGAUUCCAUGGAAUUCUCAGAGCUGUGAAAGACCUUCCAUUACCAAAGACUCGUGAGUAUAUUACCAGUCUGUUAUUGGUGACUGAUGAGCCACGCAUUAUUACAUACGCUGGAAGAAAAAUAACAAAAAAUCGAACCAACAGAGUCCUUGGGAAUCGGCUAGUCGUGUUUUCUUCCCUCCUGAAACUGGAAUAUCAUUUUACUGUUGAUGUUCGAAAGUCAAAGGAACAGGUUUUCCUCGGUUAUGACGCUCUCCUCAUUGAUUAUGCAGGAAUGGCUUCUGUAGCCGUGAAGGACGGUAAAUAUUUGAAAAAGAAUUACAAAUACUAUCAGCCGAGAGUUCAUGUUCAUCGAGAAAAGUGUGAAAUGUUUGCCGACUACGGAGAGCUGGCAUUGAAACAUCACGGAUUUGUUGGCGAUUUUUCAGCAGCAACAAAAAACAAUGGGAUAGAUGAGUCGUUGAGGGAAGCCGUUGCCAUGACAAUGGCUAAUAGUGUGUAUACAUUCAAUGUGUGUGAAAGAUGUCGAUGUGAGGACGAAGAAUCAGGCAGUGAAGAACCAAGCUGCAUUCAACCACAUGACCGAUAUUGGUGUUGGUGUAGAUUUCGACAAGAAAAGGGUGAUUGUCACAUGAUUGGCCAAGCUGACAUGAAAAGUGACAUGGAAAUCAAGUUCAACUCAACAUCCAUGCUGUCACCACAAUGCCUGGAGUGGGUAACUCCAAUGGACAAACCGUCGACAUAAAAUAGCAAAAACUUUAUGAUCAGAAUUGUUCACAACUUGUAGCUGAUGAGAGAGCUGCUGUGACUUCUGAUCUGUAGACGUUUGACUCAAAAGUUAAUGAUACUGUAAAGUUUCUCUUGCUGCAUGUAUGGAUGGAUGGAUACUGAUAUUUUGACGAGUAGAGAUGUUUCUAGAUAGGUGUUUCAACUUUCUAGAUUGUCAAUCGG